AUGUCCGUUACAGCCACCACCUUCUUGGAUAAUCCCUUGCUCAAGGUGAGUCGUCCAGUGGCUGCCUGUUCAAGAUGCAGAACUGCGAAGAUCAAGUGUGACGGCAAGCUCCCCGCAUGUUCGGCUUGUGAGCGGGUGGGCAAGGCUAGCACUUGUUCCGGGGCGAGCGAUGAGUUCGCCAAGGGCAAGGAACGAAGCUAUGUCGCCUCAUUGGAGGGCUAUUGUGAAAAACUCGAGAAGAAGAUCAGUCAGAUGCGUGCUCGUUCCACCUCGCUGUCCGCCGAGGGGAACGGAGUCGCUCGGGAGAUGUCGAUCACCUCCGUCGCAUCUGAAGGUCAAUUGGGGAGUGCACACCACACAGAGGUCUCCGAUAUCGAUGAUCUAGUCGGUGAUUUUGGAUUUCUGUCGGUGAAUGCGACUUCACGAGACUUCCAUGGCAUCACCUCAAACACCUCCUUCGCCAGACUCCUCCUCUCGGUCGCCCUUAUCGAUACCCCCCAACCACCUUCACAUACUUCACUCCCUGCACGGCAUGAAGCGGCCCCGUUACUACAACACUACUUCGACAACGUCUUCGUUCAACUGCCAUUCUUUGUUGAAACAAGCUUUUGGACAUCGGUCGAUGCUGUCUAUCAGUCCGGCGGUCGGUUCGCCAAACCGUUCGAUCACUGGAUGCUGCGCAUGGUCCUCGCCAUUGCCUCGGCGUCAGUCUCAUAUCAGAAUAAUGAUAAGAAUCACCAAAAGGCACGAGCUCUUGUGGCAGAGGCAUUGACAUAUGCCGAGGAAGUUCUCCGCCCCGGAUCAAUAUCCGGGAUUCAGGCUAUCCUUUUCCUCGCUGUAUAUUCUCUGGUUGACCCAGCGCGCUUUCGCAGUUGGUACUUGGUCGGAAUGGCUGUCAAAGUCGCAGUCGACCUAGGUUUACACCAAGACCCUCCCACCGAGGUUCCAACCAAUGCCGAUCGACUUGAUAUCCGCCGGCGUGUGUUCCAUUGUAUCUAUUGUCUAGACAGGGGGUUGAGUACCACCAUGCAAAGGACCUUUUCGUUCUCAGACGCUUCCGUCAACGUUGCGUUGCCAUUUACAUCUGCAUCUCCGGGCGCUUCCACGGAGCAAAGUCAUAUCUUUCUACGCAGUACAGAGCCUGCUUUGCACCUUGUAAAGGUUCGGCAGAUUCUGUCUGUGGGAUACCAGGAAAUGCAUUACAGCGGGCGCGAUCCAUCCCCGCAGGCUUUGGUCCUCACAUGGACCUUAUGCUGGCGAGCACGUGAAUGGUAUCGUCAGUGUCCGAAGAAUGCCCCUAAUCAUUUCUCUCUUUUAUAUCGACUUGAACUUCUUUACACCAUCAUCAUCCUUCUUUCUCCGUCGCAUCGAUACCCCACGCUUCAUGAUUACAACAAAGCUCUCCUUUUCGACCGAUGUAUGGACUACAUCAGCCAGAUUCAUCAGGUAUUGGAGAACCCCAGCGCCCUGCCUUUCCUCACAUAUCUCGACAUCCAACGUGUCCAUCAAGUAGGCCGCCUGUUUGUGGGUGUUCUUUCCGAGAAUCAUGACCAGCUCAUCAGUGCUACUGUUCCCCCGCCCCCACACGUCCCCGUUGGAACUCCGGACCCACCGGCCUUGGGUGACGAGGACCUCUUCAACUGUCACGCACGUGCCAUUCGCUGUCUCUCUUACAUUCGCGACUUGCUCAAAUUCUGCGCUCGCAAAUGGGACGUUCGCGGGCUCUUGGAACAGUUCGAGGAUGAGUCUGCUUCUCUAAGGGACACUCUUAUGGACAGCUCCGUGGGGUAUAUGUCGGAACAAGGGAUCUAUCCUCAAGAUCCAUCGGGGAUGCUGCUGGUCGGCGAUUCAUACCCGGGUUAUCAUUUUGCUGUGUAA
Messenger RNA from Penicillium brevicompactum, 1878 nucleotides. Its product is annotated as Zn(II)2Cys6 transcription factor. Lineage: Eukaryota; Fungi; Ascomycota; Eurotiomycetes; Eurotiales; Aspergillaceae. The record is from RefSeq and is a predicted model, not a curated record. The transcript is spliced from 3 exons. Gene Ontology annotation, molecular function: zinc ion binding; DNA-binding transcription factor activity, RNA polymerase II-specific; sequence-specific DNA binding. The coding region runs from base 1 to 1878 and encodes 625 amino acids. Gene Ontology annotation, biological process: DNA-templated transcription; positive regulation of transcription by RNA polymerase II.